GGGGCGGACCCAGGCGCCGCCGAUGUCCCCCCGUCCCCCGGCGGAGAGGGAGAGCGGCGGGACGAUGGCUUCGCAAGGUCCACUCUGGAGGAAGGUCCAGUCCUUCAGCGGUCCCGUCCCACGGUCCCGGCACGGCCACCGGGCCGUGGCCAUCCGGGAGCUGCUCAUCGUGUUCGGGGGCGGGAACGAGGGCAUCGCCGAGGAGCUGCACGUCUACAACACCGGUACGGGCUGGGCAGCUCGCGCCCGCCGGAACCGCCGCAGCCGGGGGGCACGGGCCGGCCGCCGCGCGGGGCUGGAGGGGCUCGCGGGGCAGAGCGGGUCGUGCACGGCGGACCUGGCGCGUGUGCGCGCGUGCACCACCCAUUGUGUGCGCGGGGCGCUGGCAACAUGUGUCUUUGUUUACACGGGCUCGCCUGCGUCCCGCUGUGGUCCAGGGGCGCUUUGGGGUUUUCAGGUGGUCCUGCCUGAAAGUUUCCGUGCGAUAGUUGUUUGUUUUUCUGCGGAAGAGCGCUCAUGUUCUCUGGCUGCUGUGAUCUUGCGUUCCCCAGAAACCAUGACCUGGUCUCAGCCGGACACCCGCGGGCCUGCCCCGGCCCCCAGGAGCCUCCACUCCGCCAACGUCAUAGGAAACAGAAUGUUUGUGUUCGGGGGCUGGAUCCCGGUUCUGAGGAGCGAAGACAAGCCGAGCUCGCUGGGCGCCGAGUGGACGUGCACCAACUCCAUGUCCGCCCUGAACCUCGACUCCAUGACCUGGAGCUGCCUGUUGUCCAACGAAGACGGCCAGGAGGAGGGGAAAGGAGCUGGCAGCGGCCCCAGGCCCAGGGCAGGGCACUGCGCCGCCACCAUCGGCUCGCGCCUCUACAUCUGGAGCGGCCGGGACGGCUACCGGAAGGCCUGGAACUCCCAGGUGUGCUGCAAGGACCUGUGGUACCUGGAGACGGAGAAGCCCUCCACCCCGUCGGCGGUGCUGCUGGUGAAGGCCACCAUCAACACGCUGCACGUGGCCUGGCGGCCCCUCCCUGCGGCAGAGGCCUACCUGCUCCAGCUGCAGCCUCUUUGCGCGGGACCGGCCCCCUCCCCCGGCCCAAAGCAGCAGCAGCCUUCGUCCGAGGCGCCCCCUUCAGGACCGCCGGCCGCCCCGGACUCAGGCAGCGGCCGGGCCCCCGGCGAGAGGCCCCUGGGAGACGCGAGUCCUCGCGCGCGCCUGGAGGCCGCCCCUCCGGAGGGAGCCCACCUGGCGCACCGGACGGACGACAACAGGCCCGCUGGCACCCGGCUGCCCGCCGCCAUCUUUCUUCCAGAGCGAGAGUCUUCCCCAGCCCCAGCGUCCCCCUUGCCUACUGCCAACGGCGCCGCAGACAUGGAGCCCGCAGAAGAAAGGGCAGACCCUCCCCAGUGGUACGAUGUGGGAAUUUUCAAAACGCUCUUCUCAGAGGUGACGCACUACUACCUGCCGCCACCAGGGGGCGCCCAGGGGCCAGUUAAACCAGCUGAUGUGCAGGACUAUGGGGACCGGAAGCAGCAGCCGCUGACCCCCGGCGCCACCUACAGGUUCAGAGUGGCAGGGAUCAACAGCUGUGGCCAGGGGGGGUACAGUCCUGUCAGCGAAUACAAGACCUGCCAGCCGGGCUUCCCUGGGGCCCCCUCCUCCGUCAAGAUCACAAAGGCUGCAGAUUCCGUUCACAUCACCUGGGAGCCGCCCAGCUCUCCGUCCGGCCGGAUCCUGGAGUACUCCAUGUACCUGGCGGUGCGGAAGUCCCGCGCCAGCAGCCCCGGCCCGCUGGCCUUCAUCAGGAUCUACCGCGGCACCAAGACCUUCUGCACCGUGUCCUCCUCGCACCUGGGCAACGCGCACAUCGACUGCACCUCCCGGCCCGCCGUGGUCUUCCGCAUCGCCGCCAAGAACGAGCAGGGCUACGGCCCGGCCACGCAGAUCCGCUGGCUGCAAGAUACAUAUAAACAGAAAGUGCCACAACCUGAGACCUGUGAGAAACAUGGACUGAUGAUGCCAGACAGCGCUUGUUCUGAGAAGACCAAGACAGAGACCUGAGCCUGCACGGGAGAAAACGCACGUUGUAAAUCUAAUAGUUUUCCUACUUAUUUUUUUAUAUUUGGUUUUUGUACAUAUUCUGUAUACAUAAAUAUAUUUUUUACCA
Lepisosteus oculatus (spotted gar) is the source of this 2159-nucleotide messenger RNA. The record is from RefSeq and is a predicted model, not a curated record. Lineage: Eukaryota; Metazoa; Chordata; Actinopteri; Semionotiformes; Lepisosteidae.